CUCUCUCUCUCUCUCUCUCUGUCUUUCUCUCUCUCACACACACACACACGCACGGACACACGCACGCACGGACACACGCACGCACCGAGUGGCCGGUGGAAAAGUUCUCUGCAGCCGCUGAGCCGGUGGAGGCACCAUGGUCGCGUCGCUGCGGAGCUGGGUCGCCAACGAGGGAGGGAAGCACUUUGUCCUGAUCCUGUGGCUGGGGGCGAACACCUGGCUCUUUAUGAAGACCUUCCUGCUGUACUUCACUGGACAGCAGUAUCACUACCUGUACAAGAUGCUGGGGGGAUGUGCAUCAGUAGGGCGUCGGCGUCCGUUCUGAACCUGAACUGUAGCCUGGUGCUGCUGCCCAUGUGUCGCUCCCUGCUCACCUUUGUCCGAGGGACGCACGCGGUAUCGAGCAGAGAGACCCGCAGACUGCUGGACAAGAGCAAGACCUUCCAUGUGGCGUGUGGGGUUUCCAUAUGUAUCUUCUCGGUUGUGCACGUGUCUGCCCACCUGGUGAACGUAGUCAACUUCAGCGUGAGCUACUCAGACGACUUCCCUGCUCUCAAUCUGGCUCGCUACAAAGGAGAGGACCCUAAGCUGAUCAUUCUGACCACAAUCCCAGGAGUCACAGGCCUCUUCUUGGUCCUCAUCCUCUUCCUGAUGUUCACAUCCUCCUCCUACUGCGUACGGUUGUUCAACUAUGAGAUCUUCUGGUACACACACAACCUCUUCAUUGUUUUCUACAUCAUCCUCAUGGUGCACAUGGUCGGAGGAGCCCUGAAGUAUCAGACCAACAUCGAGGCCCACCCUCCCGGCUGCCUCACAGCCAAUCAGAGCAGCACAAGCCAGCGGCGUGAGGAUGAAGAGAGGCGAUGUGGAGAGGAAGCUCACUUCCAGCCACACUACCCCCAGACGUGGCUGUGGGUGUCCGGUCCGCUCUGUCUCUACUGCGCCGAGCGCUUCUACCGCUACAUCCGCAGCAGCGACCCUGUCACCAUAGUGACGGUCAUCAGGCACCCUUGCGAUGUGGUCGAGUUGCGCAUGCUUAAGAAGAAUUUCAAAGCUCGUCCCGGUCAGUAUGUUGUUCUUAACUGUCCAGGUGUCUCUUCAUUUGAGAACCAUCCCUUCACGCUCACUACGUGUCCCACAGAGAAAAAGGAAACCUUUGGCAUCCAUCUUCGAGUUGUGGGAGACUGGACUGAGCGGUUCACACAGAUGUUACUUCCUCAGCCAAGGAUGGAUUUGGAGAUCCUUCCCAUGGUGCAACAGAGGAGAUAUCCCAAGCUUUACAUUGAUGGUCCCUUUGGAAGUCCAUCAGAGGAAGUGUUCAACUACGACGUCAGUGUUUGUGUUGCCGGUGGAAUCGGAGUAACGCCGUUCGCCUGCGUGCUGCAUGCUCUACUGGACGGCUGGACGGGCUUCAGGUUGCAGAGGUUGUACUUUGUGUGGGUCUGCAGGGAGCUCCAGUCCUUCUACUGGUUCUCUGAACUGCUGUGUGCUCUCCAUCACAAGCUUUGGCAGGAAAACAGACCAGACUACUUCAACCUGAAACUUUACGUCAGUCAGAAAGACAAUCUGCAGAGCAUGUCUGAGGAGAAGUACCGUCCACUCACCUCAAGGCUCCUGGUCGGUCGACCCAGGUGGAAGUUACUGUUUGAUGAGAUCGGGAAGACCAACAAGCAUAAGCGAGUCGGGGUUUUCUGCUGUGGACCAAAGGGAAUCUCCAAGACGCUCCACAAACUGUGCAACUCGGCCCGAUCCUCUGGAACAACCUUUGAAUUCAACAAGGAGUCCUUCGGCUGAUCGAACAGCUGCUCCUCACCGAAGAAGAGCAGCAGCUCUGCCGUUUUACAGAGUACGAAACCCCUCAGAAGAAUGUAUAUAGAUAAACUGUAUUAUUAUUUCACACGCAUCACCGCCCGUGGCUACAAAAGGCCCAGCAGGACAAGACCUUAACAUGCAGCUUCAGGCCUGUUCCUCUCUACAGUUACUAGUCUGACCCCACACUCAUUCUCAACCUCUCAACUUCAACAUCUUAGAAAAGCUGAAGUGAAGAGCCCCCUGCUGGGAUUCUCUUAUCAGGAUGCUCUGUGUUUUCUGAAGCUGCUGUUGGAUUCUCUCUUCCCUUCCCCGACGCACCCCUGGAGUAAAUUGUUUUUCUCAUGCUGGUGUAUAAGAAAAAUGUAAGAAAAAUGUCUGCCACAUCCACGACCACCAACACAAGAUAACAAUAUAAAGAAGAUGGUAUUCGUCUUAAGGUGCACCAGGGCUGGAACAUCACAAUGGAACCAACAGUUUUUUUUUUUACAUAUUUAGGAAACAGUUUGCCUAAAUAGCCAGUGUUACGUCCCCUGUUCUGUGUAUAGGUAUGUGUUCUGUUUCGUGUGUGUGUUCGUACAGGUGGUACUGAUCAUCCAUGAUCUCCGUUCAUCUUGGCUCCACCCACUCUCGUUACCCGGUUCAGCUGUUUCCACUCAUCUCCAAUCGCAUCGUGCCCUUCUGUCAGUAUAUGUACCCCUGUGUUUGUUUCACCCGGGGGGGUGUCACUGGUUGUGUGUAUGUGAGUGCUGGUGUAUGGUGGGGUAGUUAUUAGUUCUGGUGAUUUUCUGUACUGUGUAUUCAAUUAAUUGUUUUUUCUUUUGUUCUUUUUCUUACAGGGGAAUGAGGAGUAGUUUAGCC
Molecule: messenger RNA, 2670 nt
Organism: Gasterosteus aculeatus aculeatus (three-spined stickleback)
Lineage: Eukaryota; Metazoa; Chordata; Actinopteri; Perciformes; Gasterosteidae
Source: RefSeq, a predicted model, not a curated record